AUCAAGUCUUUCCUAUGGCAAGAUGGCAGGGCAGGGUCUGACUGUGAGCUGUUUCCUUGCAGUGGUUUUAUUCAGUGGGAUCCUGACUGCUAGUCUGCCUGUCCUGCAGCUAAGUGCUGUGGUUGGGAAAAUCUUCAUCCAUGAAUUGGAAAGAGAGGGCUUUGAGUACUCCUUCACAGAGCAUCCAGAACCCCCAUCUGAUUCUCCCAUCACCUUCCAUGCCAACCUGCUGGAUCACCCAGACUUGCCCUGGUGGCUACGCUACAUCCAACGGACCCCUUUCCAGACAGGCUAUCUCUAUGGGUCUGCCACAGACAAAGAAGUUGGCACGCAGACAAUUGAGGUGACGGCAUAUAACAGGUAUACCUAUGAGACUGUGAGACAAACCAUGGUCAUAAGUAUUGACCCAUCUCCAGAUGGAGAGAUACCGUAUCAGGCUGACUUCUUUGUGAAGAACUGGAAUGUAGAAGAAGUGUUAGCGACAGACGUUUACGAACUUUUUCAGCAAGCUGUUGACAGCAUGUGGGAGCAAGAAGGCUUUGUGGUUAUCAAUAUUUCCUCAGCCUUAGACCGGGGAGGCCGUGUACCUUUGCCAAUUGAGAACAGGAAGGAAGGAGUUUAUAUCAAGGUGGGUUCCAAGGACCCAUUCACUGAGUGCUUGACUGAGGCCAAGUCCCCUGAAAACCGUUAUCGGUGUAAAUUGGAGCAACACCCAGUCCUUACCUGUUACGACAGCUUCAGCCCGAGAUUCAAAGUGGACUGGUGCAAUCUGACCCUGAUAGACCUCACAGAUAUAAACACUACAGAAACGGUGCCAGCCUACGGUGAUGGGGUGCUUGAUCCUGGCACAGAAUUCAAUCCUCCAGACGAUGCCCCUGAUAGGGCAUUCUUCUAUGACUUCUUGCUCACCUUCCUUCUCCCGCUCCUUUUGGGCCUUCUUCUCUGUCUCAUCCUAGCGUACAUCAUGUGCGGUCGACGGGAAGGCGUGCACCAAAGAGACAUGAAGACUUCCGAUAUCCAGAUGGUGCAUCACCACACAAUCCACAACAACACAGAGGAACUGAGGGACAUGGCUGCCACCCGGGAUGUACCCCGCCCCCUCUCCACUUUGCCCAUGUUCAAUGUCCGCACGGGUGAGCGGAUCAACCCCAUGCAAAACAGCCGCUAUGACAGUGCCCAGGUGCCUCUCAUCCUGGCUCAACAGUGAACUUUUGCUCAGGCCAAUCUGAGCUUGACUGAGGAGCAUUUUCCUGCCAUGGACAUCUUUCAGUAUUGUGGCAACUUUUGCUGGCUCAGACAAGAAACUCAAGAUGGUGGAUUUUGCUUUGUUCCUUGUUUCCUUGAUAAUUGUACUGAUUGGGGUGAAGAAUGGAUUGGAUUAAUGUGGUCAUUCUUUGUAUAUAUUUGUUAGGAUGGCUUGGAAUAUUUAGGCUCCCUGGAAUAUUUUGGUUGAGGUUGCUCCUAGGCAUCCAAACAAUAGGGAUUUGGGGGCUACUAAUGCAAUAUCACUAUAUGCCAGAGAUUCCGAACCAACAUUUGCAGAAUUACAAAUUCCAGAAUUCUUUAGGUGCAGGUAAAACCAUGGCUGUUAAACCUUCUAGUUGUUUUUAAAGUGUAUAUGCCGUUUUGGAGUUGUUGUUUUUUCUUCAAAAGUUAAACAUUCUCUUCUGUAUUGUUUUCUCUCUUCUAAUGAGUAGCAUUCAGAUGACCUGCUUCCUUGAUAAAAAAUGAAAUUCCUGAUA
Molecule: messenger RNA, 1742 nt
Organism: Eublepharis macularius
Lineage: Eukaryota; Metazoa; Chordata; Lepidosauria; Squamata; Eublepharidae
Gene: SGCA
Product: sarcoglycan alpha
Exons: 10
Coding region: 23-1207 (394 amino acids)
Cellular component (GO): sarcoglycan complex; membrane
Molecular function (GO): calcium ion binding
Source: RefSeq, a predicted model, not a curated record